AUGCGUAUGUUAACACGAGCAUCGGGCGGCACUGCUUCGAUGGAACCGUUGCAAGGGGCCACUGGAUCGCUGGUGGACGUGGACUGUACGCAGCACAACCCGCUGGUGGACCUGUCGAGGAAGGUGGUGAUCGGCGGCAACACCAGCGAUGAGUUUGGCGAAAACUGGGGCCUCAGUGGCGAGACGCAGCCGCAAUCCGUUAGUCCUCUUCAUGCGUUGCUACCACACUAA
Messenger RNA from Gongylonema pulchrum, 231 nucleotides. Lineage: Eukaryota; Metazoa; Nematoda; Chromadorea; Rhabditida; Gongylonematidae. The record is from the annotation of a GenBank genome assembly.